This is a messenger RNA of Suncus etruscus (white-toothed pygmy shrew), 2956 nucleotides long. It is a transcript of the gene EXT1, whose product is annotated as exostosin glycosyltransferase 1. Bases 356 to 2587 code for a protein of 743 amino acids. Gene Ontology annotation, cellular component: membrane. Gene Ontology annotation, molecular function: glycosyltransferase activity. NCBI's taxonomy places the organism in Eukaryota, Metazoa, Chordata, Mammalia, Eulipotyphla, Soricidae. The record is from RefSeq and is a predicted model, not a curated record. The transcript has 11 exons.
CCCCCAUCUCUUUCUUGUUGCAUGCAAGAAAAUUUCAGUCCGCUGCUCUCCACCCCCUUCUCCCGGGUACAAGAAAUCCAGCCCCGCGCUCUCUCCUCUCUCUAUCUCUCUCUCGCGUCGUCCCCAUUGUUGUUGCAAACCCAAAGAUGAGAGACCGGAGGGGAGAAAGUUAAAGAAAUCGCCCACAUGCGCUGGAUCAGUCCACGGCUUGGGGAAAGGCAUCCAGAGAAGGUGGGAGCGGAGAGUUUGAAGUCUGCACCGGCGGGAAGAUGGCGGACUGGAGCUGAAAGUGUCGCUUGGGAAACUUGGGCGAUUCUUGCAUUUAUCGACGAGCCUCUCGACCCAGGCAGGACACAUGCAGGCCAAAAAACGCUACUUCAUCCUGCUCUCAGCCGGCUCCUGUCUCGCCCUGCUCUUUUAUUUCGGAGGCUUGCAGUUUAGGAGGAGAGGAGAGCCCAGCGGCCGCAAUGGCUUGCACCCCCCGAGCCCGGAGCAUUUCUGGCCCCGCUUCCCCGACGCCCUGCGCCCCUUCGUGGCCCGGGAUCCGGCGGAGAAGGAGGACCCCGGCGGCGCGCACGUUUCGGUGUCGCCCCGGCAGAAGCGAGACGCCAAUUCGAGCCUCUACAAAGGCAAGAAGUGCCGAAUGGAGUCCUGCUUCGACUUCACCCUUUGCAAGAAAAACGGCUUCAAAGUCUACGUGUACCCGCAGCAGAAAGGGGAGAAGAUCGCCGAAAGUUACCAAAACAUCCUGGCGGCCAUCGAGGGUUCCAGGUUCUACACCUCGGACCCCAGCCAGGCGUGCCUCUUUGUCCUGAGCCUGGACACUUUGGACCGAGACCAGUUGUCACCCCAGUACGUGCACAACCUGCGAUCCAAAGUGCAGAGCCUUCACUUGUGGAACAAUGGUAGGAAUCACUUGAUUUUUAAUUUAUAUUCCGGCACUUGGCCUGACUACACCGAGGACGUGGGCUUCGACAUCGGCCAGGCCAUGCUGGCCAAAGCCAGCAUCAGUACUGAAAACUUCCGACCCCAUUUUGAUGUGUCGAUUCCUCUCUUUUCUAAGGAGCACCCCAGGACAGGAGGGGAGAGGGGCUUUUUGAAGUUUAAUACCAUUCCUCCUCUCAGGAAGUACAUGCUGGUCUUCAAGGGGAAGAGGUACCUGACAGGGAUCGGGUCAGACACCAGGAAUGCCUUAUAUCACGUCCAUAACGGCGAGGACGUCUUGCUCCUCACCACCUGCAAGCAUGGCAAAGACUGGCAAAAGCACAAGGAUUCUCGCUGUGACAGAGACAACACUGAGUACGAGAAGUAUGAUUAUCGGGAAAUGCUGCACAAUGCCACUUUCUGUCUGGUUCCUCGAGGUCGCAGGCUUGGAUCCUUCAGGUUCCUGGAGGCUCUGCAGGCAGCCUGUGUCCCUGUGAUGCUUAGCAAUGGAUGGGAGUUGCCAUUCUCUGAAGUGAUUAAUUGGAACCAAGCUGCCGUCAUAGGCGAUGAGAGAUUGUUAUUACAGAUUCCUUCUACAAUCAGGUCUAUUCAUCAGGAUAAAAUCCUAGCACUUAGACAGCAGACACAAUUCUUGUGGGAGGCUUAUUUUUCUUCAGUUGAGAAGAUUGUAUUAACUACACUAGAGAUUAUUCAGGACAGAAUAUUCAAGCACAUAUCACGUAACAGUUUAAUAUGGAACAAACAUCCUGGAGGACUGUUCGUACUACCACAGUAUUCGUCUUACCUGGGAGAUUUCCCUUACUACUAUGCUAAUUUAGGUUUAAAGCCCCCCUCCAAAUUUACUGCAGUCAUCCAUGCUGUGACCCCCUUGGUCUCUCAGUCCCAACCAGUGUUGAAACUUCUUGUGGCUGCAGCCAAAUCUCAGUACUGUGCUCAGAUCAUAGUUCUAUGGAAUUGUGACAAGCCCCUACCAGCCAAACACCGCUGGCCUGCCACAGCUGUGCCUGUUAUUGUCAUCGAAGGAGAAAGCAAGGUGAUGAGUAGCCGUUUCCUGCCCUAUGACAACAUCGUCACAGAUGCAGUUCUCAGCCUGGACGAAGACACUGUGUUGUCCACCACAGAGGUGGAUUUCGCCUUCACAGUAUGGCAGAGCUUCCCUGAGAGGAUUGUGGGCUACCCUGCACGCAGCCAUUUCUGGGAUAACUCAAAGGAGCGAUGGGGAUACACAUCCAAGUGGACAAAUGACUAUUCCAUGGUGUUGACAGGAGCUGCUAUCUACCACAAAUAUUAUCACUACCUGUACACUCAUUACCUGCCAGCCAGCCUGAAGAACAUGGUGGACCAACUAGCCAACUGUGAGGACAUUCUCAUGAAUUUCCUGGUGUCUGCUGUGACAAAAUUGCCUCCAAUCAAAGUGACCCAGAAGAAACAGUAUAAGGAGACAAUGAUGGGACAGACUUCUCGGGCUUCCCGCUGGGCUGAUCCUGACCACUUUGCCCAGCGACAGAGCUGCAUGAACACGUUCGCCAGCUGGUUUGGCUACAUGCCGCUAAUCCACUCUCAGAUGAGGCUGGACCCUGUCCUCUUUAAAGACCAGGUCUCUAUUCUGAGGAAGAAAUACCGAGACAUUGAGCGACUUUGAGGAACCUGGCCAAGUGGGGGAGGGGAAAGGGAGAAGGGACUGGGGUCAAGCUGCUUUCUCUUCCCAGUGCAGAUCCACGCAGCAAUGGAGCCAAGAUUGUGCCAAGUAUCCAAAUAAACUUAAGUGAACAGAAUGUCAAAAAACAAACAAAAACAAGAACGCGAGGCCAACGAGAACUCAACUCCUGGCUCCUGAGACUGCAUGGGACUACUCCAAACUCACCUCACUGGCUUCUAUGUCCCAAGACUAGGAUGUGUACAGUUUAAUUAUGGAACAUUAAAUAAUUAUUUUUGAAAUGAUUGCUAUGCAGGUUUAAACUUUUUUAAUGAUCAAAACUAUUAAAAACAAGAGUUCUUUCUUUAAUCAAAA